AGUAUCGUUAAAUAUGCCUGAGCCAGCCAAGUCUGCGCCCAAGAAGGGCUCCAAGAAAGCCGUCACCAAGGCCCCCGGCAAGGGCAAAGGCAAACGCAGGAAGGGAAGGAAGGAGAGCUACGCCAUCUACGUGUACAAGGUGCUGAAACAAGUGCACCCCGACACCGGCAUCUCAUCCAAGGCCAUGAGCAUCAUGAACUCCUUCGUCAACGACAUCUUCGAGCGCAUCGCUUCUGAGUCGGCCCGCUUGGCUCAGUACAACAAGCGCUCCACUAUCACGUCUAGGGAGAUCCAGACCGCCGUGCGCCUCCUCCUACCGGGCGAGCUGGCAAAGCACGCCGUCUCUGAGGGCACCAAGGCCGUCACCAAGUACACCAGCUCCAAGUAAAGAUGUCUCGCCCGCAACAAACAAAAGGUUCUUUUAAGAGCCCCACACUUCAACCUCUGGAGCAAGUUGCCUAUGUUACCUAUGUUGAUACCACUGGGGCAUAAAGACCUAUUUUAACCAAAAUUAUAUCGACAAUACCAAAUUGAUACUAAUACAGUGCAAAUACACUUACUGACCCCUUAAAGGGCUGAGUUUACAAAUAUAAAAGAGCAGAAUGUAACGAAUAGGCGAUUUUUUGGUAUUUCUUACACUAACUAUAAUUACUUUCAUCAUAUACAACACAAUUCCGUGUCUUUGAUAUGUAAGUGCGAUUUUAACCGAUACAUAUUAUACUGGGCUUUAUAACAAUUAGGAGGGUUUGUGUUGUUUGUCCUCCCACAGAAACCAUAUUAGGACAAAAAUGAAAUUCACCCCUGUAGUGGAAUUUCUGACCUUUGAACUAUAUUUCGUGUCUGUCAAGAAUGUCUGCUCGUUUCAUUCUUUUCUAUUCUAAACAAUUGAAGGACGAGAUGUAGGUAAAAGAUGAAUAUGGAGUCGCUCUGACCAUACUACAAAAUGUUUUAAUUGUCUCAUGACUAAGGGACUCAAGGAUGUUGUGGAACAAACAGGUUGAAAACAACAGGACCUUGAGGCAUGGGGAAACAGAUAAAAAGGCCAAGGGCUAGGUGUUAUUGCUUGAUUCUUGUGUCCUCCGGAGGAUGUUUGUCUGUCUGCACGGCUAACGCAAUCCAACUUUGUACUUUUUGACUAUGGGUAAAUAAACCUUUUGUACCAAACUCACUUUUGUUGCUGUUUAAGCUUCG
Molecule: messenger RNA, 1191 nt
Organism: Entelurus aequoreus (snake pipefish)
Lineage: Eukaryota; Metazoa; Chordata; Actinopteri; Syngnathiformes; Syngnathidae
Product: histone H2B-like
Exons: 1
Coding region: 14-388 (124 amino acids)
Cellular component (GO): nucleosome
Molecular function (GO): structural constituent of chromatin; DNA binding; protein heterodimerization activity
Source: RefSeq, a predicted model, not a curated record